Setaria italica (foxtail millet) is the source of this 2330-nucleotide messenger RNA. RefSeq lists its product as uncharacterized. The transcript has 4 exons. The coding region runs from base 138 to 1925 and encodes 595 amino acids. Lineage: Eukaryota; Viridiplantae; Streptophyta; Magnoliopsida; Poales; Poaceae. The record is from RefSeq and is a predicted model, not a curated record.
GCCAAACUCGUACUUGGUUCACUAAAUCGAUCUAAUUGUCAGUGCUUCUUGCCUCGUCCUGACUACCGGACACAGGCGAUCGGAUCAUCUCCGAUCCUUCUGCCGCCGUUAACUGGCAUACUCGAAAGCAGGUCAAGAUGACUCCGGCCGAGAAAGUCAGAGUGAACGUUGCCAUGAACCCUCCUAUCCUUCUGGUAGACUACUCACGCGAAUUGACACUAAAUGGGACGGCAGUGGUGCGCGUCGAAGCACCCUCAUCAACGAAGAGCCAAGCCCCCAUCGACCUGGUCACGCUCAUCAACAUUAGCCACAGCAUGAGCUGGCCGGCGGCAUCAUCUCCAACAGAUGAGACGCCAUCAACAAGCAGGCUGGAUCUGCUGAAAAAUGCCAUGAAAUUCGUGAUGAGGCAGCUCGACGACGAUGACCGCCUUGCCGUCGUAGCAUUCAACGAUCAGGUCGUCAAAGACCAUACCACCGGCAUUCUGGAAAUGUCCGGCGGUGGUCGGAUGGCCAUGGAAAGAAAGGUGGAUGGGCUCGUGGCUAAGGGUGACGACGGUACUGCUUUCAAACCAAGCUUGGAGUAUGCUGUGAAGCUCCUGGAUGACCGAGCGGAUAAGAAGCGUGUAGGGUUCAUCGUGCUCAUCUCCGAUGGUGUAGACAAGCAAGUCAAGUGGAGCGACGAGAGCAUCGCCCCCACCGACCCCGUCCGAGCCGUCCUCCGGAAGUACCCAGUCCACACCUUGGGUUUGUGCCACGCUCACGACCCAAAGGCGCUGCACUACAUCGCCAAGAUUUCCUACGGGACCUACUCCUCCAUCGCCGACUACGGCGAGAUCAUGGAGGCGUUGGCCGUCUGCUUAGCCGGGUUCAAGACCGCCGUCGCCGUCGACGCCUGCGUCGACAUCAGGUCAAGCAGCUUGCAGAUAACGAGGAUCGACGCCGGAGGCCACACGCUCCGGGGCCCAUCCGGAGGCGUCUUGAUCGGCACGCUCUACGCCGGCGAGGUGAAGGACCUCGUCGUCCACUUCUCCUACCGUACCGGCAGUUGGCCGCGAGGCUACUACACGACGUUGAACGGGAUCACUGCCGGUGUCACGUACAAGGAUGUGCCUGGCGGCACCGGCAGGCCGUCGACCUCCAUUACCGACACUUGCUCGGCGUCGCUCCCAGUCCACGCCGCCGACAGCCAAACGCCGCCGGCGAACCCAUGCCCUCCCCACCCGGUGGCCCUGCAGCAGAUGGUCCGGUCCAAGGUGGCGGACCUGCUCACGGGCGUCCUCAAGGAGUUCCAGGUCCUGAAGGAGGAGGCCGGCGGCGCCGUCCACGGGAAGGGCGGCGACGACCCUGUCUUGCAGGCCGUCGCGGCGAGCUCGCUGCAGAGGAAGUGGGAGGAGUUCAAGAAGUCCGACGAGUCGUGGAAAGAAGCCCCGAGGAACUUCCUUGACUUGGGAGGCGUCGACAGGGACGUCGACUCGAUGGUGGGCGUCCUGAAGCAGGGAUCGGGUGUUGGAUGCGUCUACUCGUGGCUGUCGAGCUCCCAGAUGCAGCGCGCGACGGCGGCGACAGGCUUGCCGGCAGCCGGCCGGUUCCGCACGCCGGCGAUGGCCGCCAUGGUGCGGGAAGCCCACAGGCAGAUGGCCGAGGAAGCCUCUGCCCAGGACGCCGGGACGUCGGUGGUCGUCGGCAAGCGCGCCGUCGAGCUCCUGGACGGGAUCAACAAGCGGUUCGAGCUCUGGUGCAAGCUCGACCACGACCUGCCGUCGUCGGGCCAGGAAGAAGGCGACCUCGCCGCCGGCGGCAUGCGGGGGGACAUCAACCGGGCGAGGCAGCAUCACAUAUACCUGGCUGCGGAUCACGCGAUCAAGCAAUGGCGGAGCUUCCUUGAAUCCAUGGAGAAGACGCAUGGCCGUGGGACGGACAAGUAGGCGCAUGAUGCACCAACGGGCAGCCACCAGAAGCACAAGAAUGCAGUGAGUGCCGUUGUGUUGAUGUACAGCCGACACACCAUGAAUAAAUGAGCGAGAGGCCCUGACACCGGUGCCUCUCACUCCCUCCGAUCCUGUGAGCACCGUCGUCCUCCUCCUCAUCGCCACUUCUCAUUUGAUUUCCCGUGUGUUACCCCCCUCCAUUUCUUUCUUCUAUGGCGUAUUUUUGGUUUGUUAUACAAAAAGUUUGAGCAACAAUUUUCCGCAGGCGUCAACUAAUAGAGUAAUUGUUGGUCAAGGUCUUGUACUAAUGAAACAAAAUAUAUCUUACUAUGUUUUUGAAAUAGAGGAAGUAGGUGAUUGCUGUUUUAUAAUAGAAUAUAAGCUGCACGGCAUCCCAUUUAA